GAGACCUGUGAGAAGGGAACUGCUGAAGGGCUGCCCCAGCUCAGGCAAAAGCAUUUUGGUUACCACGGGUUUGGUGUAAAACACUCUUAAUGAGGUUGUAAUUUCCCCACGCUGUUCAACUUCGGUCUGAGAAGGAACGUGACAAGGGGAACGGAUCGUGGGCACGCGAUCUAUUUAGGAGCUCACCAGCGAUUUUUCGGGCUGUGUUUUUUUGCAGAGCAAUCCGGGGGCCGGUGGCGGGUCCUGCUCGUAGCUUCCCUGCCGGAAUUGGCUCCGAUUCCCUCCUCACUCUGCUCUCGCUGUGCAGUGCUGCGUGGCGCCGGCAGCCUGAGCAGAGGGAGCUCCAGCCCCGCGCAGCAGCUCCGGCCGCCGCCAGCAGCUCGGAGCCCCCAUCUGCAGGGCGGGUGGUGCCGGGGGGAGGCGAGGGGAAAAUAAAAUAAAGCCAACACCCGGGUCAAUGCUCGGCUCCGCUCGCCGCCGGCACCUCGCUCAGUGAACUGGAAGAUGGAGAUGGAUGUUAAGGGAGUUUCUCCGUGCCCGGAGCCCAUCCCCCCGGCGGCGGGGGCUGGCGGCUGCCCGCACCAGCGCCCGCACCACCGCGAUGGGCAGCCCUCCGAGCCGGCCCCCGCCGCCGACAGCGGCCACCCGGAGCGGCGGCACAGCAGCGACAAAGAGGACAAAAAGAGAACUACAGCCAACAAGACUUCAAGUGCUCCUUCCUACAGCAGAUGGUCCAGUUCACAGCCCCAUCAGUCCAGCUCCACAGUGAGAACGUACCAAAACAGUAAAUCAAGAGUGACCAUGAGCCCUGGCUUUAGCAACCAGUGGAAUAGCAGCCAACCUGCUUGGAAUACAUACACCUUCCCAAGAGCAAGCUUGCACUACCAGUCCCAUGCUAGCUACACCUACUGUGCUGGACAUCCUACUCAGUCCUAUGCACCAGCUCCCCACCCCAUGGCUCCUCCCAGCCCCAGCACAAACAGCAGCAACAACAGCAGCAACAACAGCAGUGGAGAGCAGUUGAGUAAAACCAACCUGUACAUUCGAGGCCUUCCACCCGGCACCACUGACCAGGACCUUAUCAAGCUGUGCCAGCCGUAUGGGAAAAUUGUAUCAACAAAGGCAAUUCUUGACAAAAACACAAAUCAGUGCAAAGGUUAUGGUUUUGUAGAUUUUGACAGCCCGGCAGCAGCACAGAAAGCAGUAGCAUCUCUCAAAGCAAAUGGCGUGCAAGCGCAGAUGGCAAAGCAACAAGAGCAAGAUCCCACAAAUCUAUACAUCUCAAAUUUACCUGUUUCCAUGGAUGAGCAGGAACUGGAGAACAUGCUGAAACCUUUUGGACAUGUCAUUUCCACCAGAAUAUUGAGAGACGCAAAUGGAGUCAGCAGAGGAGUUGGCUUUGCCAGAAUGGAGUCUACAGAAAAAUGUGAAGUAGUAAUUCAACAUUUUAAUGGCAAAUAUCUGAAAACCCCACCUGGUCUACCAGAGUUAUGUUUAUGUAACCAGUUGUUCUUGCUGAGCUGCCAUUCAGCCCCCACUGAGCCUUUACUGUGCAAAUUUGCUGAUGGAGGGCAAAAGAAGCGCCAGAAUCAAAGCAAAUACACACAGAAUGGAAGGCCGUGGCCCAGAGAAGGAGAGGCUGGCAUGGCUUUGACUUAUGAUCCAACAGCUGCUAUACAGAAUGGAUUUUAUUCCUCACCGUACAGUAUUCCAACAAACCGCAUGAUUCCACAGACAUCAAUCACGCCAUUCAUUGCUGCUUCCCCUGUCUCUACAUAUCAGGUCCAGAGUACUUCAUGGAUGCCUCAUCCGCCAUAUGUUAUGCAACCAACAGGUGCUGUGAUAACACCAACAAUGGACCACACUAUGUCAAUGCAGCCAGCAAGCAUGAUGGGCCCACUGACCCAACAGAUGAACCACCUUUCCUUGGGCACAACAGGAACGUACAUGACUGCUGCUGCACCUAUGCAAGGGACCUACAUUCCCCAGUACACUCCUGUGCCUCCAACAGCUGUCCCUAUUGAAGGUGUUGUUGCUGAUACUUCUCCACAGACAGUAGCAUCUUCAUCACAGGAAGCCAGUGGUCAACAGCAACAGAUGACAGUGGAAACAUCCAGUGAACAUGCACCUGCAUAUUCUUACCAACAGUCUAAACAAUAAACAGGACUGAAGAAUGUCGGUCUGAAAUCAUUGCCUUGAAUGGAGAAACUUCACUGAACAAGAAGUUGGCUUCCAGUUUGCACAGGCGUCAAAUGAAUGCUUUCUUUUUUUUUUUUUUUUCUACCUUUCCCAACGAAAACAAAACAGUGUUUUUAUGUGCUGUGCAAAUGGUUCCGUCAUGUAGUCUGACAACUUUAUUUUUGCUAUUUUUUUUUCGUUGUUGUUGUUGAUAACUAAAGAAAAAACCCGAAGGAAAAAUGCUGGGUUGACAUUUCAUCUGGAUGAACAUCUGAAUUCCGAAUUUACCCGGAGGUGUAGCUAGAUAUUUUUUUUUAACACAGAAAAACUGAUGAUGUCAAGAGGGAGCAAGUUGAGAUGAAAACCAAUUGUCUUCCUCAACAAUUAAGCUACUCUUUUUCUCUCUUUUUCUUUUUCUUCUUGUUUUAAAUCUAGAGUGGUUUUUGGUUCUUUUGUUUUAUUUUUGUUUGUUUUUUUUAAAAAAGAAAUGUUUAGGUAAGGUUUAUCUUGAAUCUUAAUUGCCUUAAUUUUAAGGACGUCAAAGGCUCUCAAGGCAAGCUGUCAACGUCUUGUUAGAAAACCCGAGAAUGAAUUGAAACUGCUCACACCGGUGCUGGUGCAGAAGAAGUUUAAUAGACUGAGUUUUUGGGGUGAACAAAAAAUAAACUGUACAGUUUAAAAGAAAAUGAUUUUCUUCUUUUGAAGAAAAGUUGAUGAUAAAGGAACUGUGGCAACUGAAAGGAUUGGAAAAAUGCUGGGACUUUUAUGAACUUUGUCUUAAGUGUUGACAGAAAAAAAUCUAGAAGGCUAAAGCAUUUUACAGUAAAGUUAUUGAAUUGAGAAAAAAACUUGCUGCAUUAUAGGGAAUGCAGGGGUUUUUUCUUGCAGAAUGCAGAUUUUUUUAUUUACAAAGCGUGAUCGCUAGCGAAAGCAUUAGUGCUUUUUAUCUGCAGUCUUUUUUAUGAGCUUUAAGAAGUUUUUAGUCUGCUUUGCUUGUCACAUUGCAAAAACCUAGCUUAAGAGCAUUAAAAAAACUUAAGUAGAUAGGAGCUUAUGGUCAAAAAAGUGCAAAAAAAAGCAAUAGAUAGAAGAAAUUGUUGACAAUUUCUGUAGUCUUUCCUAGUUGUGAACAAAUGCAGCCUAUGGAUGGCCUAUUUUAUACCAAAGAUGAAGUGACACCCUAACGCAGUCCAGAAGAUAGAGGUUUUGUUUUUUCUUUCUUUUUUUUUUUUUUUUUAAUUUUUAUUUGACCUACAUGGCCGGACCAGUUCUUACUUUCUUGUUUGUUUAAACUAUCUUCCACUGGUGUUUUACAUACUGCAUAUGUUUUUAGUGGAAAUUUCAGAAUAGUUGGUAUUUUAAGUUUGUUGAUGGUGUGCUUUGGAGAGCAUUGCAAAGCAAGUGGAGUGAGUUACCAACUAAUCUGUCCAGGUGGGCUUUAAUUUUGAUGAGUUUUUCUGUUAAAUUGCCUGAUCUUUGGUAUUUCUAUUGAAACAACAGUCUUCCUUCUGAAUUCCAACAUACCACAGAUUCAUUUCUUCUCCUCAGUCUUUGUCAUCGUCCAGCAUGCAUAGCCACCUUAAUUCUGUGUUCAUUUUUCACUGAUGCAUUUUAAUUGCCAGUUAAAUGCAACAGAAAGCAAACUUGAUCUUUGUUCUCAUUUUAGCUCUCCCGUGCAAGCAGAAAUGUUGAAAAUGACUUAUGCUAGUGUUGUCAUCCAGGCAGGAAGUUAAUUAUUCUUCUCUGCUAUGAUUUCCGUUGUCUUAAUAUGUUGGCUGACAAUCACUAAUUAGUAUGAUUAGGCAGAAAAGACACUAACUAAAUUGAAUCCACUGAAACCUGUUUUAAGAAUGACAGAUAUUUUCCAUAGAGAAGUUUGGAUUACAGCUCUUGAUUUUUCCAAGCAACCAAAAAAAGUGAAAAGCAAGUCAAAAGGGGAUUUUUUCCUCAAGGAGGCAGAAGAGAAGCAGCAUUUAAAUAUGUACACACAUACACGUAUGUCUUUAAGUAGAAAUUAAACCAAACAUCUUUAAACUUCUCUCCAUCCAGAAGAGAGGGGAAGCUUCAUCACAUUUAUUGUGGUGCAUUAGAGACAGGGUAUCCAUUAAAAAUAAUUAAAUUAAAACGUAUAUAUUGGUUCAAUCUGAUUCAGUCACACCAUUCUGAAAAGAGAUCUGUUUCCCUAAACUGACUUUUAGGGGAGAAAGUACACAGUUAUUUUUUUAAAUUGAUAAAACGAGAUCAUAUUUUUUAAUGUAGUAUGGGGGGGAGGGGGUUUCCCAAGUAAAUGGCUGCUAGAUAUGCAACGUAUAAAAGAUGGGAAUGGGAGUUCAUGUGGUUCUUCACCAUAGGAAGAAGGCCUGAUUUUCAGAAGUGGUAAAACUUAUGCUUUCUCCAGAGUAGCUGUUGAUAUUCAGCACUUCUGAAAACCAGAUUAUGCCAAAGUAAAAGAACAAUACCCAGAACCUGUUUUUAAUUCAGAAAAAAAAAAAAAAGAAAGAAAGAAAAAGAAAAAGAAACAACACAAAACUAACAAACAAACAAAAACACAUAUACAUAUAAAGAAACUCAAACAUCUCUUUCUGUUCCACAUGCUGUCUCAUUACUUGUUGCUUUUUGAGAGUGGCACUUGACUUUUGGCCUUGGAUAAAGGUUCCCUCUUUAUUUGGAGGGCAUACGGGGGAGAAAUCAAUCUAGCCUUAUUUUCUUCCUUUCUACACGUACUCUCUUUCUGUCUCUGAAUUCUUUGUACAAAUAGAGAUAACCCCAGGCACAAUUCAGUUCGAUAUGAAAUAAACAUAUUUGUUUCUGUGUUAGUUCUAAUGUGACAUACAAAAAGUCUCAUUUACUAUCAACAAUGAGGCUACAAGGUAGCUACCAUGUGGCUGAUGAAUAUGCUGAGGUACCUUCUUAUUUCUAUUCAGAACUCUGCUGCUUUAUUUAUACAUUCAGAAACAUUUUUGUUAUUUUUUUCAGCAAACAAAUUUAAGCAAUCUCGGUGUUUUUUAUUAAGCCAGGCAGGCAACAUGGUAUAACGAUGCCUGUCACUUUAAAGUGUUUCAAGUGCAUUCUGUGUUAGAAAUGUUCCUUUUUUUUUCCAUGCUGCAAUGUUUAUUAGUGUAUGAAAUCAAAAGAAAAAGAGCAAAGAAAUAGAGGAAGAAGAGGAAAGAAAAUGGAUUCCCUAAAUACGAUUGAUUGUCUUACUUUUCCCCAAAAACAGUGAGCUGGUACUUGAAAGACUACGAAUUAUAAAAAAUGUGAGAUUUGAGUAUAAAACAGUCAUAAAUAUUAAGGUAAGAAAAAAAAUAUCGGGAACAUACAAAUUGUAUGGAAAUUGGUAACUUAUUUGUAAAAGUUACAAGUUGAGAUAAAAGAGAGCAGUUGAAAAGCAAUACGCUGCAUGGUUGUUGUCAUAGCAUUAGAACACUUGGUGGCUUCUGAACUCUAAAACUGGUGUUCUUCAUGUUCAGGCUAAUAAGAUUUAUCAGAAAGUUUGUUAUAGUUAUCUCUUUCAGUUGUUGGUUGGCUGGUUUUUUGGUUGUUGGUAUUUGGGAGUUUUUUGUUUUGGUUUGUUUUGUUGUUUUGUUUGUUUGUUUUUUUAAGAUCAGAAUUUGUAGAGUCAAUGUCUGUCUUGCCAAUUUAGCUUUAAAUAUCAUGAGGGUUCCUGAAAGGUUGCAGAAACAACUCUAGAAGUCUAAGGCAAUGGUGCCUGUCCCAGCGGUCUAGAAGCAACAUCAAAUCCAUAAGCUGAACUGCGUAUGUACUUUCCAUCACACCUAAAUUCUUGUAAAUAGUCGAAUCUGAAUGUUCAGGUUUGGUAUUUUUGUUUUUACUUUAAAAGAUAAAUACAGGAGGGGUGUCAGAGAAAUACAAAAUAUGGCUAGAAAAUCUGAAUACCUGGGCUCGUCGGUUAAGAUUGAGAAAAAAAAAAAAUGGAUACAGUGCAACUAAAGAGAGUAUUAUAUUUGCAGGUGCAGUGUAGAUCGGGGCACUGAAAAUUCUUGCUGUUCCCAGUGAGAUUGCUGAGGGACUCUUCCUAUCUGGCUCUACUGCUGGUUUUGUAAGCACUUUUCACCUGUGACAGUCAGGCCUCAAAUUGUGAAUGUCCUCCUAUUGCCUUCCAGUGAAACAGACUCUUGAAAUGUCCUUAGCUUGUGCUUACGUGUAUAGUUCUGUUUACCAAGAGACUGCCUUGGUUGUGUUGGUCAAGAAAUCCACCGUAAUACAGAAUGAGGCAUAUCUGAGAGCAAUUGCAUCACAUUCUAUUAUCUUCUGCUAUGGAUGCAUGCCCAACUGUGGAAGAUAAAGGCUGGUUAUUAGAGAAACUGAGGGCUUAAACUUUCAGUGGGCAAUGGGCUGAAGCACUCAAAUGGAUUUUUACACAGGUAAAAAUCAAACAAAGGGUAUUAUUUAUGUAUGUAUGUGUAGCAAAACUCAGCAAAUUUGAGGAAGCCUGCAUUGUAAUAAAGUUUAUUUUUAAUAUGUCAUAGUAUUUGGAUCUAUAUUAUGUUGUUUAUGGUACUGAAGGAUGAUACUGAUGCAAAGUGUUGAACAAAUUGCUGUGCUUCAUGAUUUUAAGCUUGAUGGUGCUCCUCAUGCCACUUCAUUUUAAUGCUGAGGUUGACAUGAGCAAAACAAGGUUUAGGCAGAUUCACUGAACUCCACGUACAGUAAGAGUCAUGCUAAAGAGUGAUAGCGUGCUUAAAGUAAUGAAUCAAUCCAUUUUUCGUGGUGAGACCAAAUGUGGUAGUUGAAGAUAGUAAUUUUUGAUGCACACAUGGUCAACGUUUCCUUUCAAAACUUUAUUUAACAUGAAAUUGGCCCCAAAACAAAAGAAGUGUCCUAGGGUAAGGGAUUUUACAGAUCUUUCUAGGUAGCCCAUGUGAGCUGAGGAAAUAGUCACGGUGUGAUGGAAGUGCAAAACAGAAAAUAAGAAAAACACUGGCAUUUGGUGCAGUGGUCUUUUCUGUUAGUUGACAAUUGGCUUUAGUAAUAAUGAUUCUUUUCAAUUCUGAUAUUCAUAUACACAAUCAUGCACGCACGCAUUCUCAGAAGGAGGGCUGAGUGACUGGCAAACUUCUCCUCUCCCUCACUGGAGCAGAUUUCUGGAAUCUUAGCACGCAGCAAAGAUACAGUGGAAGGAGAGUUGUUUACCUGCAAAAAAAAAGCACCAGCUUUUUCUAUACUGCUCCUGUCACCCACAUACAUCAGGACUCUGUAUAUACCCCAGAAAUUUAUUCACCUUUGUGCCUCAAAGAAGGCAGAAGAAGAGACCUUUUCUUCUCCCCUUUAUUACUGUUCUGUGUUAAAAUUAGCAGUAAAUUGAGAAAAAAGAAAAAAAAAGAAAAAAAAAAGAAGAAAAAAAAAAGAAAGGAAAAAAAAAAAAAUUGUCCAAAAAGUGGAAAGAAAGAAAAACAGUUGCUUUAGCUUUCCAUGAUGACAAAAAUGCUUGUCUUCAUUUCAGUCGCUCAAGAUUUCAUUCUCCAACAGUGACAGUUGUGUUCUUUCACUUGUGAUAAGUAAAAAAAAUAUCAGCCUUUGACAGGUUCACAAAUCCAUGUUUCCUUGUAGAGCCAGACUCUGCAAGAUGUAAGCACCUUCCAAGAUCUGGAACUGUUAUCCCAAGAGAGUAUCUGCCCAAUGAUAAUUUCUGCCUUUAAGUGUCUCUCUCUUGGAUAAUAAUGUUAUGAAUUUGGUGGAAUUUGCAGGCAGUUAUAUUUUUAAAAGCCCAAAAAUGCAGCCUAGAGAAGAGAACGUGAUGUUUAUGUAACUAAAGUAUUAUGAAAUAUGCUGUAUUCCAGAGUGGAGGAAAAUUCUAUCUUUCAGAGGCAAAACAUUUUUAUGUAAAAGCCAGGAAGCAUACAGAAUUCAUAUAGGAACAUCGUAUUGUUUCCUUUUUAAAGGAGAAUGAGCAGGUUCUGUCUAUAAGGAAAAUCAAAGCAGCUUUGAAAGCAGAUGAACUUCCUAUCAAGAAAUGUGCAUCACAGAAAUGGGACAGAGGUUCUUUAAAGCCCUUACAGACCUCACUGUAGCCAAAAUGUAGAAUACAGAACCUCCGUUAUCCAUUAAAUUAUGAACCUUAUUUAUACGGGCAUCUGUGUGCUGAUGUCUCAGAAUGUCUUUGAAAGAUCUGUACUGCUAUGGUUUUGUUUUGUUUUUGUUUUUGUUUUUUUUAUGUUUUCCAUUUGUACCACAGUCCUAAUAGCUGCCAUUUUCCCACUCCUGGGGCUUUCUGUAGAUCAGUGGAUGUUAGGUUUAAACUUCUGUUUUCUUUGAUGAAGCUUUCAAUAAAAAAAUAAAGAAAAGA
This is a messenger RNA of Coturnix japonica (Japanese quail), 8485 nucleotides long. It is a transcript of the gene RBMS3, whose product is annotated as RNA binding motif single stranded interacting protein 3. Lineage: Eukaryota; Metazoa; Chordata; Aves; Galliformes; Phasianidae. Gene Ontology annotation, molecular function: RNA binding. The record is from RefSeq and is a predicted model, not a curated record. Gene Ontology annotation, cellular component: ribonucleoprotein complex.